CUCGAGACCCUGCUCACAUUCUCCCACUAACCUCCUCCUCCCGAAAUCCCCCACACCUACGCCGCCGCCGCCGCCGCCGCCGGCAAAGUCUCCGCGAGACGGGAUGGAAGAGAUGUCCUGGUCGGCGGCGAGCCUCCCGGAGGAGCUCCUCGUGGAGAUCCUGGCGCGGGUGCCCUACAGGUCGCUGUGCCGCUUCAGGUGCGUGUCGCCGUCGUGGCGCGCCCUCUGCUCCGACCCCGGCCUCGUCAGGCGGUCGCUGCAGACCCUCUCCGGCUUCUUCUGCCACGCCCUCCACAACCACCACGACGUGCGUUUCCUCAACUUCCCGGGCGGCAGUUCAGGCCGUCGGCCCCUGGUCGACCCGUCCUUCCCUUUCCUUCGCGGCGGCGGCUAUACCCAUGGCUUCAUACUCGUGGAUUGCAGCGGUGGCCUCCUCUGCGGGUGCUUCACGUCGCCCACCCCGUCAUCUUCGUUGGACAUAGAUUAUCUCGUGUGCAAUCCGGCAACCGAGGAGUGGACUGUGCUUCCUCGCACACAACAUAUGAACCUGCAGAGCAUCACACGUCUGGGCUUCGACCCGGCCGAUCCCUCCGGCUUCACGGUGUUUUUGUUCGAGCAGGAUCUCUAUGAUGGCGGCACGCUCACCGGACUGAAGAUCUACUCGUCCGAGACCAGAACAUGGGCUUCCAAGCAGAUUGGGUGGAGUCAAGGAAUUCAUUUGGAUAAUUCCGAGGAAUCAGUGUCUGUCUUUAUGAAUGGUGUGCUGCAUUUGCAUUUGCCGGCCAACAAUACUUUGAUCGUCACGUGGACAUGGACGGCAAGACUUGGCAGGCAUUUUGGAGGCCAUCCUUUGGUCAUGGCAUCGGGAGGUCUCAAGGACGCCUGCACACUAUAGACUUAGUAAAACAAUAUGAUGAUUGCACCUUGCUCAUGGUCUGCGUUCUUGAGGAUUAUGCUAAGUGGACCCAGAAGCAUGUGGCAAACAUCUCGAAAAAGUUAGGUGUUCGCGGGAAAUUCAGCUUAUAUACGUUGAUUGCCAUGCAUCCAGAUAGUGGUUUGGUUUUCUUCGUAGAUGGGGUGGAAGAGAGACUUAUGUCGUAUGAUAUGGAUACCCAGGAAGUUGAUGUUGUCUACAAGAAGGGGGGACACUACCUUCAACUCUAUCAUCCUUACACGCCUUGUUUUGCGGAACUACCAUCCAGAUAGUCAUUGAACAGGCAUGGAACAAAAAUUCAGAUGUUGAAUCUGGACCGCAUCUCUACCUCUGGGGCAAUUUCUUGGAAAGUUCUGCGCCCACUCCGAUUUAGUCUUCGUGUUUGCUGGUGUUCAGGUGCAUUUGCCCUGUUUUUGUGACUCAGAACAAUCUACAGAGAAUUCAAAGCCUUUUCUUCCACUGUUCUUUAUAUAAACAUGCCCAGUCACUUAAUGAGUUAACAUAUUUGCUUUCAUGUACUGAUGGUGAUGGUAACUUUUAGCUCCUAGUAUGGAGAUCAAUGUAAGAAAGCACAUCGUUGUCAAUUUGCAGCAUAUCAGAGGGCUCGAAUAAAAAUGACCCAAGUUCCUUCUGCUAGUCCUAGGAGCAGAAGACUUCUUGUAUCUUGUGCUCCUGGUAAUUAAUGGGGUUGCUCCAGAACAUGAAGAUGUCUGUAUUUGGUCAGGUUCAGCUUUCUUGCAUACUCCCUCCAUUCCAUAAUGUAGUGCGUAUAGAUUUUCUGAAAAGUCAAACUUUGCAAACUUUGACCAAAUUUAUAAAGAAAACUAUUUUUUUAUCUAUAAUACCAAAUAUAUAAAAUACGCAACUACAUCUUAUGAUGAAUCUACUGAUAUAUGGUUGGCAUUCUACAUGUAAUGCGAAUGCGAAUAUAUGUUUGGCAUUCUACAUGUAAUCCUAAAUAUAAGUCUUUUUACAGAUUUCAAUACGAACUACAUACGGAUGUAUAUAGACACAUUUUAGAGUGUCGAUUCACUCAUUUUGCUCCAUAUGUAGUCCGUAUUAAAAUCUCUAAAAGGACUUAUAUUUAGGAACGGAGGGAGUAUGUAUUCAGCUAACUGUCUGAAAGCUGAAAAUGAGAUGCUGAAGCUGAAGCUCGUUCAGAGGACGAAUGAGCUCAGGGCUGAACAGAUUCUGAGACUCGAACUAGAGUUGCAUUUGGAACAAAGGAAAUCAAGCCCCUGAGGAAGCAGAUUGGAAAGUUGAGAGUUGAGAAUGAACGUUCAUUCUCAAGUUUAUACAUACAGGAAGACAAAGCUUUAUAUACAAUUGUACCCGUACCGUCAUGCCUCUAGAUUAUUUACUUCACAGGGAAAUUUGCAAACUAUUUACUUCACAGGGAAAUUGAUAUUUGGGGGUAUGCCUUUUAUGACUUUGAAUAAUGUUGGUUAGCCGAGGAGAAUUUGAAGCUUUGUUCUACUGUCUAGUUAUUAUUAUAUAUAUCAUUUAUGAGGUGCACUGAUGAAUAUGGUCAAGGUUUAAAAGAUCAUCACUAAUUCUUAGUACUUGCAUAUUUCAAAAUACAUCAUGUGAUUUCGCUGUAGUAUUUUAUAUGCAUACAGGUCACUGUCUGAAAGCUGAGAAUGAGAUGUUGAGGCUGCAGCCCGUUUGUAAAACCGAAGAGCUCAGGGCUGAACAGAUUUGGAGACUCGAACUAGAGUUGCGUUUGAAGACAAGGUAGAUCAAGCCCCUGAGUUAAGCAUACUGAAGAGCUGAGAAUGAGCACUAUAGGAAGACUGGAAGCUUUAUACACAAUUGCACUGAUUUGGUACCAGAUCUACUCGUCCCAAACCAGAACAUGGACUUCAAAGCAGAGUGGGUGGGGUGAAGAAACUAGUUUUGGUUUAUAUGUGGAACCGGAUUCUGUCUUUCUGAAUGGCACUCUGCAUUUGACCACCGACGGUUUUAAGGUUUCUCCGGUUGUCGCGGUGGACGUGGAAGGCAAUACUUGGCGGGAAAUUCCGAGGCGUUCCAUCACCGGGGAUGCAUUGGCCAGUCUCAAAGACGCUUGCACUCUAUGCAAAUACUAGCUAACUUUGAUGGCAACGGCUGGCUACUCUCAGUUUGGGUUCUUGAGAAUGAUGCUAGUGGAGAGUGGACCCUGAAGCAUACUGCAAACAUUUCAGAACUGUUAGGAAAGCGUCCUAACAUUUCGGAACCGUGCGGAAGUCAUCUUUGCAAACUUGAUGAGUCAUAUAGAUUGAUUGCUAUCCAUCCGGACUGUGAUUUGAUUUUCUCCAUAGAUGCGGUGGAAGAGAAAUUUAUGUCGUAUGAUAUGGAUAGCGGGAAGGCACAAGUUGUCUACGACAAAGGAAAAUACUUCUGUGACUGUGAACCAUAUCUUCCUUACACGCCCUGUUUUGAUGAAUGCUUAACUUCCGGAUAGUCACGGAAAGUCAUGGGGUUAGUGCCUUCAUAAAAAUCGAAUGCUGCAUAUGGGCCAGAUCUCUUGUUCUCGACUUCUGGGUCAAGUUGCUUGGGAAUGUUUUGCGUCUACUUCGAUCUGGUAUUCCUGUUUGUUGGUUUUCGGGGACAUCUCCUGUUUGUUACUUUGCACAAUGUAUGGAGACUUCGAUGCCUCAUGAGUAUAUUUUUCUUUUACUUUUUUU
Triticum aestivum (bread wheat) is the source of this 3600-nucleotide messenger RNA. RefSeq names its product F-box/kelch-repeat protein At5g15710-like. Lineage: Eukaryota; Viridiplantae; Streptophyta; Magnoliopsida; Poales; Poaceae. The record is from RefSeq and is a predicted model, not a curated record. Gene Ontology annotation, molecular function: protein binding. Bases 104 to 895 code for a protein of 263 amino acids. The transcript has 2 exons.